Molecule: messenger RNA, 1846 nt
Organism: Periophthalmus magnuspinnatus
Lineage: Eukaryota; Metazoa; Chordata; Actinopteri; Gobiiformes; Gobiidae
Gene: isg20l2
Product: interferon stimulated exonuclease gene 20-like 2
Exons: 4
Coding region: 248-1189 (313 amino acids)
Cellular component (GO): nucleus
Molecular function (GO): nucleic acid binding; exonuclease activity
Source: RefSeq, a predicted model, not a curated record
ACUUUUACAUGUGCUGCAGCACUCACGAGUAGCAAAAGGUUUGUUUAACUUUCGGUUCAGUAAAAAUAGGAAAGUUACUCCACCCAAGAUAAAUAAUGCGUUAUAUCUGAAUUUAGAAUGAUAUACUGUAGUGUGGUCCUAGAUGAUUGGAAGAAUACAACGUUAGGAAUUCAAUUUUUAAAGCUUGUUUUGUUGUGUGGUCCUUAUCAACGCUGCGAUCCAACAAAGACUUACAAACAGCUAAGCCAUGUCAGAUAACAACCCACCUCUGGACAAGAUGCAGUGGAAGAGGAAAUGGAAAAAGAAGAGACCAGGGAACGUGCCAAAUAAUACAUACAAUACUAACACACCACAUUGCAAUGAAACUGAUUUUACAGAGUCUCAUGACACUUCUAUCAAAGUUACGAUUCAUUCAGGAGUCAGUUCGGAUCAGUCCUCUUCCCACACCUCUGCUCCUGUGCGGGUUGCUCAGGUUAUUACUAGCUCCACUUCGCAGCAGCACUGUAAGCCAACCACCUCAGUGCACAACCAGCCCACCUCUUCUUCUGGUGUGAGAACUCUGGAUUCUAAAAGGGACGUCUCCAUUGCUGCUGCUAGUUCAUCUAAACAACGUAGCGGACAAAGGAUGGUUCACCUCACCACCACGCCGUCUAAGUGCUUGGCCAUAGACUGUGAGAUGGUGGGCGCAGGUCCCAAAGGCCACAUAAGCCAGCUCGCACGGUGCAGUAUUGUCUCGUAUGAUGGAGACGUGGUGUACGAUAAAUUUAUCCGGCCGCUGCUGCCCAUAACAGACUACCGCACACGAUGGAGCGGCAUCAGGAAGAGUGAUCUAUACGGGGCUAUGCCAUACGACCAGGCCAGGAAAGAGAUCCUGAAGCUGCUCGUGGGGAAGGUGCUGAUUGGACAUGCCAUUCACAACGACCUCAGAGUGCUAAACUACAACCACCCAAAAGCUCUGAUCAGAGACACGUCCCGGAUCCCUCUGCUCAAUGCUAAGGCUGGAUUCCCCGAGCAUCAGCCAGCUUCACUCAAGAGGCUCACGAAGGCUAUCUUCAACCAGGACAUCCAGACUGGGAGGAAAGGUCAUUCGUCUGUGGAGGAUGCCAAGGCCACGAUGGAGCUUUACAAAGUGAUUGAAGUGGAGUGGGAGCGGAAGAUGGCCUCCACAGCUCUGUUCAAUGGAAAAUAAAUGAACCAUGAUGAUUAUGGUUCUUGACUUGUAGAUGCAAAAAAAUGUGACUUAUACUUGGGUUAUAUUGUUGGACUGUUGAGGUAGAGGUUUGUUCUCAGGUAAAUCUCAAACUAUGCUGCAGUCACAAGAUACAACAAGUAUGAUACUUGUCUUGUGAUAUUUUAAGCAACUUUUAAAACAACUAUUUACCCUCUCAAAGUUGUUUUUGGGGUGAUUCGUGCAUGACCAAUUUUUAAUUGUUUAUUUUCAAGAUGCCCUUUUGCCAAUCUACCUUUUCACCACCACCAGCAUACUUACUUCGUUCUCUAAUUUUAUUUUCUUAAUCUGCAUUGUGUAGUCAUUUUGGUACAAAUAAAAACAAACACUAUUCACUAAAGUGCUCUGCAGCUAUUCUUAGGAGGUGCAGAUAACUUCAUGGCUCUUUGUUGUGAUGACCUUUACUGCGACGGCAGCUCCCAUUGGGUUUUCUAACGCAGAAGUCAUUGGAUUUGUUUCUUUUAUUAAGUCGUUUUAGAUGAAUACUGCAAUUUAAAAUGUGUAAAUUCUAACAUAAUGAUCCACGGGUGUCAUAGAUUAUAACUAUAGAGCAGACACAAGCACAUUAUGUCUUCUGUAGCAACCAAAGAUUGUUUAUUCUACUGUAGUCAGGGGUGG